Molecule: messenger RNA, 1371 nt
Organism: Leishmania major strain Friedlin
Lineage: Eukaryota; Euglenozoa; Kinetoplastea; Trypanosomatida; Trypanosomatidae
Exons: 1
Coding region: 1-1371 (456 amino acids)
Source: RefSeq, a predicted model, not a curated record
AUGUACUCUUUUUCUCCCGUGACGCCCGGCAAGACCGCCGCUUCGCCAGCCAACGACCUCGUCAGUAGCAGCAGCAACAGCAAUGGGGAGUUGGUCGACGACAUCAAGGAGUCGCUCGACCGCAUCGAAAAACUCCUCAACCGCGGCCAGCAGCUGCUGUACGGUGAUGGCGCGGCCGAUGGGAAGAAGGCGUACAGCGAGGGGGCCGCGGUGACCCCGGACGGAGAGCCUGCGGACGCAGACACCGUCUCGAUCCCGACCGCGCGGCACGUAGACGCCAACUGCGGCUCCUACCAGCUGCCGUCUGACACGCAUGUCGGCCUCCCCCUGCGCGGCACUGGCACCAGUGCCGCCGCAAACGCGUCCCUUUACCCGCAGAGCACAUCCCAGCACUCGGCAAGCCACUUUCAGAGAAAUUCAGAAAAAUUGUACCAGCGCUUGUCGGGGGAAAGCAACCACCGUUACCCGUCGCAGAACGGCUCGAACCGCAGUAGCCUCCACGCCCGCCCGCAUGCGAACCGGGCGUCGGUGGGCAGCAACCGUCUACCGCCGGGCUUCAAGGACAAAGUGUUGGUCUCCGUGCGUGGGCGGCGGAUCGUUCAGAUCCAGAAGGAAGGCGGCAUUGUGCCUAAUUUUGAAGAGGGCCUCGACGCUCAUGACACGCCGCAGAACUUUACCAUCGAAGAGCUGAAGGCGCGCAUCCACCGUGAACUGGAGGAGUACCGACGUUUGGGCCCCCUCAUGAACCGCUACAAGUCGUUCCGGCGCCGGCAAUGCGUCACGGUCGCCAAGCGUGCGCCGAUGAUGAAGAUUGCUUCGAGAACAUUCACUGCGGCAACGACGGCAGCGCUUGGGAGCAAGCUGGUGAAACACAUCCCCGCACCAGCCUCUGCGUCCACGCCGCAGGGGGCAGCCAACCGCUUCGGCGUCCAUGCGGCGGCGGCCACAACCAAAACUGGGCCACACGCGGCCCCCGCGUCCAGGCAGGCGGCGAAGAGCACUAACGGCACCCCGGCGCGCAGCACGCUACGGAACUCGCACGAGAGGGGCCGCGUGGAGACGAGGCGUGCCGACCGGGGAUCGCACCCCCCUAUGAUGGCGCCGCCGGGGAACAGCACGUACAGCGCCUACUACAACCCGCUGCAGAUGAGCGGGGGUAGCCGCAAUGCGUCGUGCGAGCUCUCGUUGAAGCAGACGGCCGGGUGCAGCGACGUCGUGCCGCAGCACGCGCGCAAUGUGUCGAAGUCCAAGCCCCGCACUACUGAGCCCCAAGACGACAUGGAGGAAGCCAGCUUGCCAGACAGCAUGGAGGACUGCGACGCCUCGCAACCCUACGUUGCACCACUUGAUCUCAGCGUGAUCAAGAAGUAG